AUGACAUCUCCGAGUUCCAUCACCAAUUUCUCCGCACACCUCCGCCUUACCGAACAUUUCACCCCCAGAGAGGCCGAAGAAGAUUGCUCCUUUCUGGAGCUCUUUACAACCACCAUGGUCGUCUACACUCUCAUAAUCAUAAACAAAGCGGGCGGUCUAAUAUACCACCGUGAGUUCCAAUCAGGACUACUGAAACUGUCAACGAAUGAUUAUCUGGUGCUGGCGGGGACGUUUCAUGGAAUCCACGCCAUAACCCGCUCUCUCACCCCGCGCCUCCCCACAAACUCCACCACCCUCACCUCAACCCCAACCACCACAACCCCUUCAAACACCCUCGCAGCCUUCACCUCUUCCACCAUCAUGACCUCCCAAAUCUCCCACACCUCCACCACCACCACAGCCGCCACCGGCGGCACCGGCGGCACCUCCUCCUCCACGACAACUCCCACAGCCACGCCCAACACUACAAUCCCCAACCCCACCCUCCCAACCACCGGCAUCGAAGUGCUGGAGACCGAGAAGUUCCGCCUAACAUGUUUCCAGACGGUGACGGGGACGAAAUUCCUGCUCUUCACGGAUCCGCUGAUGGCGAGUGUGGAUAUGAUUAUGAGGAAGAUUUAUGAGUUGUAUGCGGAUUAUGUGAUGAAGAAUCCUUUUUAUCAAUUGGAGAUGCCUGUAAGGUGUGAGGCGUUUGAUAGGCAUGUUACGGGGUGGGUUAAGGGGAGGGGGUAG
Paracoccidioides lutzii Pb01 is the source of this 732-nucleotide messenger RNA. RefSeq lists its product as hypothetical. The transcript has 4 exons. Bases 1 to 732 code for a protein of 243 amino acids. Gene Ontology annotation, cellular component: TRAPP complex. The record is from RefSeq and is a predicted model, not a curated record. Gene Ontology annotation, biological process: endoplasmic reticulum to Golgi vesicle-mediated transport.